Diabrotica balteata is the source of this 960-nucleotide messenger RNA. The record is from the annotation of a GenBank genome assembly. NCBI's taxonomy places the organism in Eukaryota, Metazoa, Arthropoda, Insecta, Coleoptera, Chrysomelidae.
AUGGGCUUAGAAGAUAUUGGUUUCAAUAAUCCUAUAUAUCAAGAUUUCGUUGGUAUCGUACCAGGACUAUUCGAUGAUAUUGAGAAUUUUGAGUUACAGGACUUGGGUGACGAAGAUUUAUUUGGUGAACUGGAUGAACUAGAAAUGGAAAAUCAGCUCUUUUUCGGAAUGGACGAGAACGAGGAUGAGGAGAAUACUGCAGAUGAAAGUGCUAAUAACGAGCCAGAAAUAGUAAAUCUGCUGAUUGAAUCAGAAUUGAUGGAGGUUGUCGAAGAAGGAGAACAAGAGGAACAGAUUAAUCAAGAGGAACAGGUGAUUCAAGAAGAACAGGUGAUUCAGGAGGAACAGGUAAUUCAAGAAGAACAGGUAAUUCAAGAGGAACAGGUGAUUCAAGAGGAAUAUGUGAUUCAAGAGGAAGGGGUGCCUAAAGAGGAACAGGUGAUUCAAGAAGAACAGGUGAUUCAGGAGGAACAGGUAAUUCAAGAAGAACAGGUAAUUCAAGAGGAACAGGUGAUUCAAGAGGAAUAUGUGAUUCAAGAGGAAGGGUUGCCUCAAGAGGAACAGGUUAUUCAAGAAGAACAGGUGAUUCAGGAGGAACAGGUAAUUCAAGAAGAACGGGUAAUUCAAGAGGAACAGGUGAUUCAAGAGGAACAUGUGAUUCAAGAGGAAGGGGUCCCUCAAGAGCAACAAGUGAUUCAAGAGGAACAGGCGAUUCAAGAAGAACAGGUGAUUCAGGAGGAACAGGUAAUUCAAGAAGAACAGGUAAUUCAAGAGGAACAGGUGAUUCAAGAGGAACAUGUGAUUCAAGAGGAAGGGGUGCCUCAAGAGGAACAGGUGAUUCAAGAUGAACCAAAUGUGCCAAACGAGCCACAAUUAAUGGACGCUGCGCAACGAGAAGAAAACGAAGAAGAGGAUUUCCCAGUAAUAGAAUUGGAAGAAGAAGAUCGCAGAAGAGGGUAA